Bombyx mandarina (wild silkworm) is the source of this 5085-nucleotide messenger RNA. RefSeq lists its product as uncharacterized. NCBI's taxonomy places the organism in Eukaryota, Metazoa, Arthropoda, Insecta, Lepidoptera, Bombycidae. Gene Ontology annotation, molecular function: protein binding. The record is from RefSeq and is a predicted model, not a curated record.
AUGACCGCCAAAACGAAAAAGGAGCCCUCGCACAAGCAACUGUUACGGCUGUUCGUUGAUAACAUCAAGAAGAAUACUUCAGCUCUAAAAGAAUUGAAAUACUCGAUCGAUAUAAAAUACAAUCGAGACGCGAAUUACGAGAGAAUAAUCGAUAUAUCGAAAUCGGUCAACGAGAAACUCGAUGUCGUACACAAACUGAGGAACGAUAUUAAAAUAUAUCGUACCAUAAACACCAUAUUGACCAAUCAUUACAUUAAAGAAACGAGAAAUCACGAGAACANGAAUACUUCCGCUCUAAAAGAAUUGAAAUACUCGAUCGAUAUAAAAUACAAUCGAGACGCGAAUUACGAGAGAAUAAUCGAUAUAUCGAAAUCGGUCAACGAGAAACUCGAUGUCGUACACAAACUGAGGAACGAUAUUAAAAUAUAUCGUACCAUAAACACCAUAUUGACCAAUCAUUACAUUAAAGAAACGAGAAAUCACGAGAACACCGUCGACGGAAAGAUCAUUAAAUUGGAGAAACAAAUCAAACUUUCGUAUGACGGCUUAAAAGACGAGAUGUCAAAAAUGGCGGACCUCCUUAGUGUGGCCAGUCAGAAUAAUUCGAUUUUCAAAAACAUAUCCUCGCCGAUACAGAACAGUAACGUUUUCGUUGUCGGCAACGACAUGAGGAGCGGGCAACUCAACGAAUUGUAUAUUCGAAAUGAAAUAUACAAUAAUAUUAUUAAAAAAAUCGAUAAACUCUUUUGCGGUAUGGCUUACCAGGAUCGUGUCAAAGAAGAAGAACAGAAGGAGGCUGAGACUGCUCGUCUUGAGGAGAUACUGAAUAUGUGCGCGGAAUACGAACGGCAAAUUUCCUCGGGUGUUCCCAUAACCCCGACCGAGAAGAGGCCGCACAACAAGAUCAUCACGAAUGGCUCUCUGCCGCGGAGCGUCACCCUCAACAAUCCCAACUUCGUGCAGACCAACGACGGAUAUUACAAGUUCGAAACUAGUCAAAGUCGAAACGCGUCCUCGAACAAACCGCAACAAAUUCAAAGGAACUUAUCCAGCUAUGAGAAUUACGAUCCCGCGUCCCCCGCACCGCAACCCGAGCAACGGACGCCCGAGGUCACGAUAUCGCGGAACUACGGGAACAUAGGUCGCAUGGACGAGAUAGGCAUUCCCGUCGAUGACGAGCGCGUCUCUAGUCCGAUAACAAUGAGGAGAAACCAAAACAGCGGCAAACCACCCGCUGCCUCGCCCGUCGGGAGCCCAUACGAGAAUAUGUACCUGCGAAACAAUAUGUACAACUUAAACCCCAAAUCCCCGACGACGCAGAGUCCCAGAACGAAAAUAAAGACCAGUUUCGCGCAUAAAAAUUUGAAUUCGCCUCAAUAUUUCGUGUUUCCCGCUCCGCCGCCCGCCGACAGCCCUAACAAAUCAGAACUGGACAGGCAGAGUCCUAUCAGCAAUGCUAAUAACGUUGUCAACCAUGAAACGGCGACAGUAGACAAUGACUUCGAACGUUUAACCAGUGCAGUCGGGAUAGAAAAGCAGCUUAGUCUCGAAGAAGAGAUACCUAUGAUCGACGAUGCAGCUCAACCCAACGACAUAGAAUUUAGAUAUUCAAGGACUAUAGAAACAAACGAAACGAAACUUGAAGAUUUAGAGCAGACAGGAGAAGAAAAAACGACUCUGGUUAAGAACAAGAGUUUCGAUGACGUCAAAAAGGAGUUAAUGGCCGAUAUACCGGAGCUGGAGGAAUUCGAAAAGGAUUUGAAAAGAAACAAAAGGGACGAUAUAAUAAUUAAGAAUAUUAGUGAAGAUUUUAAGAAGAUAGACGCAGAUGCGGACUCUAUUGAUGGAACGGGUUUAGAUGAUAAUGCAGAUGAACUCAAAGCUAAAUAUGAGAGGUUGAAGGAGGAGAGAAAGAAGUUGGUCACAGAAAUUCAAGAUCUUAAGAUGAAGAUGGCGGAGAUCAGGUCUCAAGAGGACGACGUACUGCGAGAGCUGGAAAUGGAGAAGGCGUUAAUAAAAGGGGAAUACGAUUCGGAGAUCGCGAUCUUGAACAUCGAACAGAAGAAGAGGACCGAGUUAGUUGAGAAGGCAACAAGGAUCGAAGAGGACAUUCGGCUGCUGAAGGAGAAGCAGGAGGCGAGGCAGACUGAGCUGAGAGACAGGGUCGAGAUCGCCACCAUGAAGAUCGAGAACAUCGAGAAAGACUUGAAGCACAACGCGGCCACGGUGGAGGAACUUCAGAACGCCCAGGACAUAUUGGACAACGAAACGAAGAUAUUCGAGGAUCUGGAGUUUCAACAUCUGGAGGAGGAGUCUGAACUGCUGUCGAAUAAAGAAGACAUUCAGAACGAAAUAAACGUUCUGACGAAGAAAAUUGACGCUCAGAAAACGCGCAUCUUGACUUUAAAAUCCGAAGCCAAUAGCAACAUGACGUCGGCCUUGGACGAGACCAAGGUUCUCCACUCGGAGUACGUCAAGCUCCUCACCCAAGUUGAGGAGCUUACGGCCAGGCUGCAGGUCGUAGAGGGGGAGAUGAGGACGCUGAGGGGCGCGGGGGGCAGGCGGUCCCCUCACAGCGCCCCCCUCACGGACCCCGCCCGGUCCUCCCCGCGCAACUCCGACAGCGAAAGUCCGUCUAAGUCUUCCACUUCUUCGAAAGAGAAGAAAGGAUUUUGGGAAAGGAACUUCGAUUCGCUGAAGCGGAAAAAGAAAAUCCGCCCUCCAGACGUCCGGGCCGACGUCAUGACGCAGAGCCUCAACGAGAAUCUGCUGCAUAACAUCCAGAACUCAGACUCCGAUUUCGACCGGUUCAACAGUUUAAGGCACUCGAAGACCAAAAAGGAGCCUGGUCCAGUCAAAAGCAGCUCCUCAUCAAAAAUACCGACGUUUGCCGCGCUCGGGAAGAUCAUGAAGAGGGACUCGUUUGGUAGACGCCGCGGGACGGAUGAAGUUGAGGCCAAAAACCGUUACGUGAAGAACGCGAAACCGGUCACGAAUGACAACAAGUACGUCAAGGCCAAGUCCUUGUCGCCGGACAAGGCGCAUCCCCCGGGGGGGGUUGGGGGGCCGCACAGGAGGAGCUGCGGCGACGAGCCCGGCGUGUCGGACGGCGGCCGGGUGCCCUCGCAGGACGACAUCGACAGGAUCUCGCGCGUGACGACGGACGCGCCCAUACUGCCUACCGACGCCGAUAUGAACACCCUGGGCAAGAGGACCCUGGACAGCCUCAUGGAGGUGGAGAGAAAGCGACUGGAGAUGCUCGAGGAGCAAGGAUGCCAAGUGAUAGAAAACGAGAGAGAGAAGAUAUCGGAGCUAAAGAGAAGAGCACAAGACGAGACGAAGAAAUUGUGGGACCAGAAGUACAGGGAGAGGUCCUUCGAAGGAGACCUCGGGGAGGGGGGACCAGCCGGAGAGGGGGGCGGGAGGGCGCCAGAGGACUCCAGCGUCAUGGACGACAGCUUCAUCGGAAACUGUUCCGUCUUCGACGAGAGUUCGGGCUUGUUCUCAUCGUCGAUUGAAGAGUUGCAAGUCAGAAAUUCUCGCACCGAAUCAACUGAGGAAGACAAACGCAGCGAUGACAGUCGCCCGCUCAGCCAUGCGUCUGACUUCAGUAGGGACAAUAUUUUGUCGCUUAGCAACGCGCCACGCCGCAGCCGACGCGGCAUCGCACCCUACAGCGAGUCACAGAGGCCCCUCACGCGGUACCUGCCCGUCGACAGGGAAGACUUCGAUCUGCGGAGACACGUCGAGUCUGCUGGCCACCAAGUCGAACUCUGCCCCUACGUGAGCGUGACUUCGAGUUCGUGCCGCGGGUAUUUACAUAAACUGGGCGCCAAGUUUCACACGUGGUCCAAAAGAUGGUUCGUUUUCGAUAGAGAAACGAAAACCUUCGUAUACUACUGGGACAAGAGUGAGAAGAAACCCAGGGGCGGUGCUUAUUUCCAAGUGAUAGAAGAAGUAUAUUUAGAUCACGGCAACACGUCGAAAUCGCCGAACCCACAGACGACGUUCAUAGUCAAAACUAGACAAAGACGGUACUACUUAAUGGCUCCGUCCGGGGAAGCGGCCCGGAUAUGGAUCGAUGUGCUAUUCACCGGCGCCCAGGGAUACACCGAGUACCUCGAGUGACAGCGACCAUCGAUUGACAGAUGUCAAAUCUGACGUCUGUCAAACGUGCUGUACGAUCAUUUCGGUACUUUUUGGUCACCGAUUAUUUUUUUAGGGACUGUUCUGAAAGCGACAGAACAAUAGAAUUGAAUUAAAAUAAAGUUUUGUCAAUUUCGAAAACGACUUAAAUUUUUACAAUACGUCAAUUAAUGCAUUUGUGUUUGAAUAUGUAGCAACACUACGGUGUUGCAUUAUAUCGAUACAAAUUUUCCAAUUGUGUAGUGGGUGUUUAAGAAAAAGCGCCUUAUGUUUGUUUGAUUCCUGAACGAAUAUAGUCUUAAUGUAAUUAUAAUGUGUUAAUGCAUUCUCGUGAGUACACAUUAAGUGCGUAAGUGGGUAAAAUGUAUAGGUUUCUAAACAAACAGACAAACGAAUCAGUAUUUUUUUUAAAUAAGUACAUUUUAUAUAAAACACAUAAAUUUAUAUAUAUUUAUAUAUAUUUACACACAAAACAAUCGUGCCAAUUAUAUUGUACAAAUAACGUGGGAACGUAUAUUUUUAUAUGUGAAUCUUAAAGUCGCAUUGGAUCUGGAUUCUUAUACGACAGAAAUAAAUUUAAAAAAAACAAGAUGUCGUUGCGAAAUACAUAUUUCAUAUAACUCUUAAACCGCUUACAAAGUUUAAUUCAAAACAUUUAGUACAAUAUUUUAUUAAGACAUGUAUUGAUCAAACAUUUAGUCGGUAAAGUUCGCCGACUUUUCAUAUAUAUUAUAUACAUUACAUUAUGUAUAACUAUUUUUUAUAUAACACGUAUUUUAGUAAAUAAUCGGAUUCAUAGGUGCCUUCUAAUAAGACUGAACAAAAAUGAACGUAGACAACAUGAAUGAAAAUGUUUGUCAAAUGUAGUCGUAGUUGUGAUAAAAUAAAAAACCCUUUGCCGGUACAAAAUAAAAGUGUUUCAAAAUAAUAAAUACAGAU